Messenger RNA from Onychostoma macrolepis, 4463 nucleotides. RefSeq lists its product as uncharacterized. The transcript has 20 exons. The coding region runs from base 457 to 1539 and encodes 360 amino acids. Lineage: Eukaryota; Metazoa; Chordata; Actinopteri; Cypriniformes; Cyprinidae. The record is from RefSeq and is a predicted model, not a curated record.
GGUGAUAUGCUGCAGCACCAAAGAGUUUUUGGAUUUCCUCUGAACUUCUGCCUUGUUCUUAUCAACCAGUGGUUCUCAACCUUUGACUUGAAGGCCACCCAUUGUCCAACACAAUAUUCAAGAGCCCUAUUAUUGGCUAUUUUCUCUGGUAUUUUGUUUUUAUUCAUGACAAUGUUGCUUGUUUUUAACAAGUUUAACAGAAAUAAUUAGAUACGCUUAAUUUUGUGAUAAGAUUCCAGAUUCUGUUUUGUUUUGUUUGUUAUUAUUCAUUAACACUUCUUGAUUUAAAUGUGUUUUUUUUAUUAUUUUAAUCAUUUUAAGUAAUCUUUUGGCUUUUCUGGAAGUUUGCGGAGGCUCCCAGUAGGCCCCUGGUUGAAAACCACUUCUCUAUUACGGUCAAAGCAAGUUACUUUUGUUCACAUUAGUUCAGUGAUGUCAAAGGGCUUGUUUUAAAAUAUGAGUCUUUAUAAUGUAAAAGGUUUUAUUCUGACCAAGAAAUUGUCCUUGUGUUCAGCAGCUUAUAUUUACAAUUUAUAUUUGAUGUAUUGUUAUCUGAAGAUUUACUGUAUUUCUGCUACAGCUUUCUCUGAUCAGUUUCGGGUGACAGCGUCCUCAGCAUCAGUUCAGAAAGACUCAAGCACAGCACAGAUGAGACAUGAUGCACGAGACACACCGUCUGAUUUGAGUGAGAAUGAGCGGCCGGACAUUAGAGUCAGCUAUGAUUCUCAAACGGGUGAAUAUAGAAUUCUCUGUGAAAUACCAGGAUCAGAUAACGGCGGUUAUACUUGUUUUCUUUCUCUUGGAGAUGAAUAUCCACAAUUUAAAAAGAUACAAUCUCAUGAACUGUCUGGAAAAACACUAUGUCGUUUUACAGUCUUGGAAUAUGAAUUUUCAAAUAAUCUGAAGUCAGUCGAGAAUAAAGUAGUGAGCUGCAGUUAUUCUCCAAAAAACGCACCAUCCAAACAAUCAUAUAGUGAGAAAUUCAACCUAACAGUUUUUUUCCCUGUGAAAAUUCAGUCACCACCAACAACAAAGGGAACAUUAUAUUCAACACCAACUUUCAAUGCUACAACCAAUUCUACAACAACAGAGCCAAAAGCAGCUGUGGCUACAGAAUCCAGUUCUUGUUGUGAGACCACGAUAAACCCUACAACUGAAACUAUACAUCCUUCACAACUUCUCAGUGUCAUAAGGAACACAACACCGGUUUCAACUCCUGGUGAAAAUGCUGUCCAUACACCAACAACAAAAACAUGGCUCAUCCUGACGAUGGCAACCACAAGCACAGGGAUUUUCCUGACCGGACUCAUGGGCAUCUGUCUGUGCUGCAUCAGACUGCAACCAAGGAAGAAGAGCCCCGUGAAUACUUCUGUGGCAGCCAUUUCCCAGACCCCAGAUGAUAUUGAUGCCAGAGAGGAACAUUCUGAAGAAAAUGGGAUGAAACUGGACCACGUGUACUGCACCAUUCCUGAUGUCGCUGCAGACACUCAUGUGUUAUACAGUCUGGCACAAAUGCCAAACCAUCCUCUGCCAGUUUAAUUCUAUAAUAGUUACACUAAUUGACAUUAAAAGAGAAUGUGGAUGUUUCAAUCAAACAAUUUUGUUUUUCUAAUAAUCAAAAACAAAAAGCAAUGCCAGAAAAAGUGAUGUCAUAUAUUGUUGGUGUAUUAAUGGCAUGAAUGUUUUAACUUCAUCACAGCUGUACAUUACACUUACACACACACACACACACACACACACACACACACGUACGCACACACGCACACAGUGUUUGUGGUCAGUAUGUAGGACACGCUACUGUACAUACAUACCCAGCCUCUCACUUCUCCCUUAAACUUUUCUUUGUACAUCAGACCAGUGACAAUCUGUCAUUUAAUACGAACAUUUUAACCACAUGGUUUUAGUCAUUAAUGCUUGAAUUUGUGCAUUGUUGCUCUUUUUUAAAGCCAAAGGACAUCAAACAUUAUUUCAUUACUCGAACAUUACAAAGAAGCUGUUUCCCCCCCUCAAAGUGAAGCUGCUGGUCAAUGAACAAUAUAACUAUUCAAACAGAAACACAGAAUUUGUACAAAAUCCUUGCAUUUGCAUUUAAUCAUACAAAAUACCACAUUAUCAGAAUAAAAAUAGACCCCCCCCCCAAAAAACAAACAAACAAACAAACUAAGAUAUAGAAGUAUUAUAUAUUCACCCUUUCUAUCACUCCACUUCAGGUGACUGUGUUUAUAUUUAUAUAUUUGUGACCCUGGACCACAAAACCAGUCAUACAAUGUAAGUAGCACAGGUAUAUUUGUAGCAAUAGCCAAAAAUACACUGUAUGGGUCAAAAUUAUUGAUUUUUCUUUUAUACCAAAAAUCAUUAGGAUAUUAAGUAAAGAUCAUGUUCCAUGAAGACAUUUUGAAAAUUUUCUACUGUAAAUAUAUUAAAACUUACUUUUUGAUUAGUAAUAUGCAUUGCUAAGAACUUCAUUUGGACAACUUUAAAGGUGAUUUUCUCAACAUUUAGAUUUUUUUGCACCCUCAGAUUCUAGAUUUUCAAAUAGUUGUAUUUCAGCCAAACAUUGUCCUUCUUUAUUCAGCUUUCAGAUUACGUAUAAAUCUAAAUUUCAAAAUAUUGACCCUUAUGACUGGUUUUGUGGUCCGGGGUCACAUUUCUAAAAUAUUCAGCUCAUUAUAAAGGUUCAGUCUUACGGUAAGUUAGCUCUGUUGUUUUAUAUAUUUUCAAACACUGCAUGUUUACAUAUAUUGUGAAAAGUUUUAUUUUAUCAUGUCUGAUUAGUGUAUGUGAAUUUUCAGCAUGAAAUAAGAUAGACCUUUCAAAUUUUAAUAAAAUGUAAGUGUAUGUUUUUCUUUGACCAUUAUACAUAAGGCCUUGAAUUGCAGUGUAACAGCACAAUUGAGAUAACUAAUUCACUAAAUGCAAUCUGACUUUACGCUGCAAAACUCUGCAAAAGAGGAUUUAGCUUGUGCGAAGUUUGUUUGAGCAAUACAACAUGAAAAAAUAAAACAGCUUUUGAUUAAAAAACUAAUGGAACUAACUGGAAAAUGAACAUUGCUAACAAUGAGUUACUAACUUGUUUGUGGUGACAUGUAGAAUGUCAUACCAGUUUAAAGGAACGACAUUUAUCUAUCUAUCUAUAUAUAAUAUUUAUUAAUAUGCAGACUCACAGCUUGCAAGACUUUUUUUUUUUUGACAGCCAAAUGUUGCAUGAAUUAAAAGCACAACUUUCCCACUGUGAUAUCCGUUUCUUGUACAAUUAUUAAAAUCAAACUCUAAAAGACAAAACUGAAAUAGUGACACUGGUUAGCUGAGUCAAUGAAAUGAAAUACAUUUUAAAACUGUAGCCUAUAUACAAUGGAAACGAUCUGCAUGUGAACAGAUUAUUUUGUUGUUGUAUUUCCAAACUUUUCGUAUAUUCUGGCAGCUUUGCUUGGGUAGGUGAUUUAAAAUUGUAAUAUCUAGGCCUGGGAAUGAGGUCAUGUAUUAUCUUAAAUGCACCUUGUGAUGUUUCAACAGCGACCUCUACUGUUGAAGCUUUGGCAACUGCCACAGGAACUUCUGUUUGGACUCUCAUUCUGACGGCACCCAUUCACUGCAGAGCAUCCAUUGGUGAGCUAGUGAUGUAAUGCUAAAUUUAUCCAAAUCUUUUCCCAUGAAGAAACAAAUUCAUCUACAUUUUGGAUGGACCGAAGAGAAGCGAAGAAUAUAAAAGUCAGUUCAUCAUGUGAGCUGGAUCUCUCUGGUGCUGAAGUGCUCGGAUGGGCAGCUGUAAAAUCACCUGAAAAUACCACUUUCAGUCCGAGCUGAUUUCAUCUGUAGUCUCUACACUGAGGAUGAUGAUCUUCUGUAUCAGCGUGUUUCUCAGAGGACUCAGUCUGGAGGGAGUCAGUGUAUGUUUUAUUUAAGUCGUAGUGAACUCUUCACACGAUCAGUGAACAGCAGACACCUGAUCUGUGUUUAUUCACUCAAGACUCAACCUGAGAUCAGAUCACCACACAGUGACACAUACACCAUCAGAGCGGUUUCACCACCACCAUCAACCACCACUGAACAAACUACAGCAGCAAUGAAAACCUAUAUCCAAUCCAAGACAAAGCGGCCAAGCAUGACAAAGGAAACCAUGACAGCCUCUGUUCUGCCAGACUCAACCAGAGAGACAGAAACAUCUGUUCCUCACACUGUUCACACUCACUCUGAAGAUUCAUUGCUUAAUUUCUGUCUGGACUCAUAGGAUUCAUCUGUCUGUGCUGCUUUACCAGUUCUGCUGAUGUUCUCACAGAGCUGAACACCUCCUGUCAGCUGGAAACAACAUCUCUAUUAACUUUCUCCGUGUGCUCCUCAAAACAUGAAUGACCUGUUUACUUUCUUCACUUGUUGCACAUUAAAUCUAAUUUCUAUAGUUUUUACACUUUUUAAUCAGCUAUUUUAAUAUACACAUGAACACAGGUUCUAACAAUAAACUUCAU